Messenger RNA from Diutina rugosa, 393 nucleotides. RefSeq lists its product as uncharacterized. NCBI's taxonomy places the organism in Eukaryota, Fungi, Ascomycota, Pichiomycetes, Serinales, Debaryomycetaceae. The transcript has a single exon. The record is from RefSeq and is a predicted model, not a curated record. The coding region runs from base 1 to 393 and encodes 130 amino acids.
AUGUCGCAGCACCAGUUUAUCAACGACGCCAAGGCGAGCCAGGCGGACCACCUCCGCAAGCUGGCGGCAUACCUGAAGCAGCUCCAGCGCACGGUGGCACGGCUCGUCGAGGCCAACUCCACCAGCACCGCGGUGCUCGAUAAAAUCGAUACCAUCCACGCCGUCAACCGCCAAAUUGACCACCAACUAAAUGACGAAAUCGCCACUAACUACGGCGAACUUGUACAAGCGCAAACUCGCCUUGAAAAGAUGGCUACUCGAACCGAAGCGGCACUCGGUGGGGGGAAAGUGGUUGAAGAGUGCCAGCACCAUUUGGAAAUGAUCGAUACCCAGCUUAGGAUAUUGGAGCACACGCUCCAGUACGUGCAACAGCGCCACUCGGAUGGUAUCUAG